This is a messenger RNA of Physella acuta, 3970 nucleotides long. RefSeq lists its product as uncharacterized. NCBI's taxonomy places the organism in Eukaryota, Metazoa, Mollusca, Gastropoda, Physidae. Gene Ontology annotation, biological process: positive regulation of protein ubiquitination; negative regulation of apoptotic process; regulation of cell cycle. Gene Ontology annotation, cellular component: cytoplasm; nucleus. Gene Ontology annotation, molecular function: cysteine-type endopeptidase inhibitor activity involved in apoptotic process; ubiquitin protein ligase activity; protein binding. The record is from RefSeq and is a predicted model, not a curated record.
GUAAAACACAGACGCUUAUAUUUUUGCGUCUAAUUAAUUAAUAAUAUUUUUCUGUUGUGAAGAACGGAAUUAUAGACCAAUAUUUUGACAAGUUUGAAGUGGUUUAUUAUCAGCUGAUGAUCUGUUGAAGAAAUUGGUUGAAAUGAAAAGACCUAGAACUGUAACUAGCAUUCUAGGCUCAUGGACAUAUGAAUUGAUCAUUGACAUUCCACAAUCUCUAGAACUAAUGAUAACAAUAAAAGAACAGAAUAACCAACCAGCAGACAGUGUGUAAGAUCUGUAUGGACAAGGAGAUUCUUUGUUCAAGGUGUACUAUUGCCUUCAAGAUCAGAGACUACCGAUGUUGACUUUUUGAAUCGUGUAGUUAUUGUGACGGUUUUUUAUCACAUGUUAAGAGCCUUUUUUCAAAAUAAACGUCAAUAAACGUCACACAGCUGUAUAUGAAGGAUUAAAAAAUAUUAAUGCUGCACCUUAGAUAUUGAAAGCUGUUUCAUUUUUUAUUAAUAUGGGGAAUCAAAGGAGAUGUUAUAAUUCAACGUUGGAUUUAGAAAGCGAACUGAUGUCCGAUACAUCUCAAGAUGAAUUUGAAGUGGCAAUUGAUUUGCAAAUGAAAAGCGAUGCUGAUACUCUGAGUAAUCAGUAUGAAGAUAGUGGUUUUUGGUGCGCAUCACAUUUUCUAUCUAAAAGCCAUAUUGAUGUAAAUCCUAUUAAUAUAGAUGGAUUUGAUGCUUUAAUGAUUGCUGCGUUUAAUGGACAUGCUAGAACAGCUGAGCUGUUAAUUAAUAGUGGCGCUAAUUUUAAUCAUGUUGAUAACGUUGGACAUACUGCACUAAUAAUUGCUGCACAAAAAGGACUUGAAAGAACAUUAGAGUUGUUACUCAAAAGUUGUGCUAAAAUCAAUAGGUCGAAUACUUCGAUCGAUGAAUAUAAAGUAACAUUACCAUUGCAAAUUGUAGGCGGUGCUAGUAGUUUUGAAUAUAUGUUAAAAGUAAAUGAACUCACUGUUUUAAUGCCAUAUUUACUAAAUAGAGACCGAAAUAUUUCUGCAGUAAUUAAUAAAAGAGAUGCAUAUGAAAAUCCCUGUGUUAAAGAUAUAUGGGACGUUUUCAUUCCAGCUUCCCAUAAAGUUAUCGACAUUUUUAUUGAGACCAAUGGGCGUGUAUGUCCUUCUUAUAAAAUAGGAAAGAGGGCUUUUUCAAUUGCACAACAACUUCAACAAAAUUUUAAUGGUUUUUUAAAUAUAAAGUACAAGCUUUUUUUGAUGCCAGACCUCAAGAUUUUCACCUGCGUGUUGCUGGAACAAACAAAUGGAGAAAACGCUGCAAAUUACAAACAUGAUAAAGCUGAAGAUUACAAAGCUGACAAUACAGUUAAUGGAAACGGCGAAUUCAAUGAAAAUCAAAGAAACAUCCAACACACUUAUGAAAAAGAUAAAAACGGAGUAAAAUGUCGUGAUAACAAUCUAAAGACCAUUGCGAACUUUAUUGGAGAAACCAAUUUGAAUGAAAAUGACAACUCGUCUGUCGGAAAAGAAUUGCCGGAUCAUGCAAUGUUUUUACGCAUGUUAGAAUCAUUUUUGGAAUUAAGAAACAAAUCUACAUUUAAUAUUGCAAUUCCGGACAUAAAACGUUCAAGCAAACUAUUUAAAGCACAUCAACAUGAAGACGUAAAGAAUAAGAAAGUAGAAGAUAACAAGCUAAAACAUAGUUCUUCGCCAUCAGAAUGUGAAAUCUAUGAUACAGAAAACUUAAAAUCUUUUGGGAACAGAGAAGGCAUAAAAGUUGAAACUUUCAGAGAUGAGGAUAAAGAGAAAGAACUAAAUAAAAACGAUAAGUGCGACGAAAACAAGGACACUCAGUGUUGGCUACUAAACCCGAAUAUCACAUUCAAGCAGCACAUUGUUGCCUAUCCUUUUACUGGAAUGCUGUUCAACACUGAGCAGUUUGAGAAUUCAAAUCUAAGAGAUGAGAGAUAUCGACUAAUGACUUUUAGAGAUAUGUCAAUUGAACUUAAAAUUUCAUGGAUACAGUUAGCCGCUGAAGGAUUUUUCUACAUGAAAACGAAAGAAAAUAACAACAAAGGCCGCAUCCAAUGUUAUUUUUGCAAAGCUUACGAUCCUGUUAAUUUUGAGAACGUAUUACACCAGCAAGAUUGUCCUAUGUUAAGUGAAAACUCACCUGAUAACAUCCCCUUUCAAGCAGAUCAAUCUUUCACUUAUCUUUUCUGUAAACUAUAUCCACCAGAAAGAGGUACGGAUACGGCGAUUUCAAGCAAAGAUAUAGAAACAGAUGCUUCAAUAGAUUCUCUUCAACCAGACCAAGACAAGGAAAACCGUUUAAAAAGAAACAAAUUAUCGAAGAGACCAUUGUCCCAGGCUCCUUACUCUCGACCCACUCCAUCAAAUCCCCAAGCCGCAGCUCAAAGAUAUCACGCACUGAAAGCCCCGAUUACAUGUACCGAUGAUGGGGCGUCCUCUCUUGUAGUCGUAUCUAACCAAGAUUACAUCACCAGCACCCAGUACAAUAGAGCCCCCAUACCAGCCGCAGUCAAUGUACAACCACCCACCAGUACCCCGGAGAUACAAGACAGGAACCCACCCCAGGCCACAAGCAACACCAACCUAACUCAACAAAGCCCGUCACCAAACCGAUCGAAUGCUCAAACCCUCCAUUCUGACGCAUUCACUCCAACAACCCGAACCCCAUCACAACAAACGAUAAAUACUAACCAGCAACAGCAAAACCAGACACAACCAAGACCUAAUGUUACCAACCUCAGCACUGAAGCCAAUCAACUAGCACUAGCCCCAGUAUCCCAAACCCAACCAACCGGCACCAACCACGCCCAGCAAGAACCAGCAGCCAACAGACCUGGACGACGGCCUGGGCACACCCCGACCUACAGCGAGCUGGGCAUCAUCACAGAGAGACCCAAGCGAAACGACUACGCCCUGAAGAUCAAGCGACUUGAGAGCUUCGAAUCCUGGCCCAGAGGACACCACCUAACUCCUAACGAGCUGGCCGAUGCUGGUUUCUACUACGCAGGCUAUGGCGACUGUGCCCGAUGUUUCUACUGCGGCGGAGGUCUGAGGAACUGGGAAGACGAGGACAAUGUGUGGGUAGAACAUGCCAGAUGGUUCCCUAAGUGUGCAUUCAUACGUCAACAGAUGGGUCAGAUGUUUGUGGAUACGGUGAAAGGUCUCAAUGAAGACAGAGAUCAGAUAACGUAUGACAUGGUGAUUGAGAAAAUGAGAGAUGCGGGACACACGUUUAAUCUAGAAAAUAAAGAGAAUCCACUGAUGAAAGACCCAGCAGUUAGAACCGUUGUUGAUAUGGGUUACACAAUGAAGGAUGCGUUACAAGUGGCGAUGAUAGUUAAAGAGGAAGGGAGUAUAAUGUCGUCGGAUACUUUAUUGGAAAAGCUAGAGCAGCAAAAAAUACAAAAAGUAAAUACUACGAAGGCAACGCCCCUGGCUAUAACGUACGACAACGACGAGACUCAGUUCGCUUUACCUAGCAGCAGUCAGACGGAAAGAUCCAGCAAUGGAGCCCAACAGCUGGCUCUGACAAAUGGCGAUGAAGGAAUGCAGGUCGCUUUGAUAGAUCCGUCUAGUGGACAAGUUGCAGCUAGAGAUGUGUACACGAGUAGUGAUAAAAUCUUCGAGAUGAUUAGAGCCAUUAAGGAAUCUAACAACCAGCUGCGUCAGCAGACAGUGUGUAAGAUCUGUAUGGACAAGGAGGUGGCUGUCGUCUUUCUGCCCUGUGGUCAUCUGGUGUCCUGUGGGGACUGUGCUGUGGCCAUGAGAGAUUGUCCAGUCUGCCGGGUCAACGUCAAAGGAAUCGUCAGAGCUUUUAUCGCUUAAACAUUUUGUAAAAUUAUUAUGUGUGUUUUAAGCUAUGUAAAUUUGUGCAAAGACAGUUUCUAGCUUUUCUUUGAUGACAAAAAUAACGAUAUGAAACAAUGAAGACUC